GAGUUGAAAGUACACGUGGCUCGUGUUAUUUUGUUCUCCAAUAGAAGCAUGCCACGUUCUAAACGUUAAGUUUAUGAUGUUCCUGACGAUCCUUGAAGAUGAGUACCGAAGUUUACAUCAGGUGUUGGUUACGUCAACGGAGCAAAAGGAGGAUGCGUUAUUAUUGUUAUGACGUCGAUUACGUGCUAGAAUUACGACGAAGGAGUAAACUUCCGUCUGUACUUUUCACUAGAGACUAUAAAUUCUCGCGCGACGUGUGUCCUUUGAACACAAGAUGAGGAUCCUUAUCUCGCUGUUAUUGGUAUUGAAAGCAUACGUUUCUAAAUGCGCUGUCUAUGAUUAUAUAAUAGUGGGUUCGGGGCCGGCAGGUGCGGUACUGGCCUACAGGUUAUCUAAUCAUCCCGACGUGACAGUUCUUCUUCUAGAGGCUGGUGAACGCUGCAAUUUGGUAAGCGAAGUGCCCACAUUGUAUCCGUACCUUCAAGGAACAUCAUGCGAUUGGGAUUAUAACGUUUCCUUUCCAACUUACUACAUCCCAAAAGCCUUUAAGAAAAAUCCUGCUCACAUGCCUUCGGGCAAAGCUCUAGGAGGCAGCAGCAUUAUCAACUCCAUGCUGUACGUCAGAGGAAACAGGAAAGAUUACGACAAUUGGGAAAGUAAUGGAGUCUGUGGAUGGAAAUGGGAUGAAGUCCUUGGAUACUUUCUCAAGUCGGAAAAAAAUAUGGAUCCUGAUAUAGCGAACAAUGGUUAUCAUGGAACAGCCGGUAAAAUGUUUGUCCAACGUCCAGCUUUCGCCACAUUCUUAAAAGAUAAGUAUCUGCAAGCUGCCCAAGAAUUGGGAUUUAAAAUUGAUGACGUCAACGGUUUCAACCAAUCGGUGUUCACCAAUCCUCAAACUACUUGUAAAGACGGCAGGCGAUGGGGUGUGGAUAAGUCAUUUCUAAAUUACCACGUGGGAAGGAAUAACCUUAAAAUUCUCACUUCGGCAUUAGCUACAAAGGUGAUAAUUGAAGGAAACACGGCUAAAGGGGUGGAAUACGAAUAUAAAGGUGUUAUUCAUACAGUUUAUGCUAGAGAAGAAGUGAUACUGUCGGCCGGAGCCGUUCGCUCCCCUCAACUAUUGAUGCUAUCAGGAAUUGGGCCGCCUUCACACCUGAAGGACUUCCAGAUAUCCCCAAUACUAAAUCUUCCAGUGGGAAAAAAUCUUCAAGAUCAUCCCGUAGUCAGCAGUUUUUUAUACAAGAUCAGCAACCUAACUGUAUCAGAAAAAGACUAUAAAGAAUAUCUUCAGCAUGGAAAUGGAAUAUUUGCAAGUGUACCGACCGAAGGUCUGGGAUACUUCAACACCAUUUACAACGAGGAUCACGAUUGGCCUGAUGCGGAAAUAGUGCUUGUCACCUUGCCCUCAUCAAUCUUUUCCACUUGGGAUCAAGGAAGAGCAACUGUUAUUUGCGCUAGUAUAGGCACGAGACCGAAGAGUCUUGGAAGAAUCAGAUUACAGAGCAAGAAUCCACGAAUUUCUCCCGUAAUAGAAGGCAAUUACUUGAAGAAAGAAAGUGACAUAAACGUCAUGGUAGAAGCUCUGAAAAUGUGCUUGAAAUUUGCUGAUACGAAAGCCUUACGGGGCAUCGGAGAGAGAAUACCACCCUUGAGUGAUCCCAUUUGCAAUAAAUUUAGAGCAGGAAGUGACGAUUACUAUAAAUGCUUGGUAACGAAGUACGCGGGACCGGGUUUUCACUUGGUGGGAUCGUGCAAGAUGGGACACCCUUUAGAUAAUUCCACCGUAGUGAAUUUCGAUUUAAAGGUGAAGGGAAUAGAACGUUUACGUGUGGCCGAUGCUUCUGUGGCUCCCCAAAUGAUCACGGGUCAUCCAUAUGCCAUGGCAGUCAUGAUAGGAGAGAAAGCUGCCCAAAUGAUCUUAAAGGAUUAUAAUGAAAGAGUGGGCUCUAUAAAUUCUCCAGUGUCGUUUCGAGUGAGCGAUACGAGUUACGAGAUGAGGAUUCCUGUAUUGAUAUUGCUGAUUGUACAAGUGUACGGUCGAAGCUAUGACGUUUACGAUUUUAUUAUAGUGGGUUCGGGACCCGCGGGUUCUGUACUGGCCAACAGGUUGUCGGCUCAUCCGGAGUUCAGAGUUCUCCUCCUGGAGGCGGGUCAGCGCUCCAAUUUACUAUCCGAACCGCCGUCGUUGUACUUCUUUCUUCAAGGAACUCCCUACGAUUGGAAUGACACCGUCUCUUUCCCUCGAUAUAAUGAUUUUGGAGUCGGUGAUGAACCCUCUCGCUUACCUCAAGGUAAAGCACUAGGAGGGGGAAGCAUUAUCAACUCUAUGUUGUAUGUUAGAGGAAACAGGAAAGACUACGACAACUGGGAACAGAAAGGAGCCUACGGGUGGAGUUGGAAGGACGUUUUCCCAUUCUUCCUAAAGUCGGAAAACAACAGAAAUCCGGAAAUAGCGGAUAACGGCUUUCACGGUAAAAAUGGAGAGUUAUACGUCCAAUAUCCCGCUUUUGCAACUCCUUUGAUGAAAAAAUAUCUGAAAUCAGUCCACGAAUUAGGUUUCGGAAUUGGAGACGUCAACGGUAUCAAACAAACGGUAUUCACCAACCCUCAAAUUAACACUAAAGAUGGCAGAAGAUGGGGUAUGGAUAAGGCAUUUCUGAAUCCUAUUCUGGGAAGAAGAAACCUUCGAGUUAUCACCUCCGCUUUCGUUAGAAAGGUAUUAUUUGGAGAAGGAAAAGUGGCCGAAGGUGUGGAAUAUGAAUAUCAAAACCGAACUUAUAAAGCUUUUGUUAAAAAAGAAGUCAUAAUAUCGGCAGGAACUAUCAGAUCCCCUCAAUUAUUGAUGCUUUCCGGAAUUGGUCCUGCUCGGGAACUUAGAAAAUUGCAGAUACCCGUAAUUUCGGAUCUUCCAGUUGGAGAAAACUUUCAAGAUCAUCCUGUACUCAGCACCCCUAUUUACAAAGUCAGAAACCUAUCAUUAUCGGAAGGAGACUAUAAACAGUAUUUCUCUAACGGAAAAGGACUGCUGGCAUCUCUACCUACGGAAGUUCUCGGUUUCUUCAGCAGCAAUUACAAUCCAGAUCCCGAUUGGCCAGAUUCCGAAAUAAUUUUCGUCACUUUGAUCUCGUCCAGUUUUCUGCCUCCACUUGUUGGAGGAGGAACCGUCCUCUGUAGUAAUAUAGCGGUAAGGCCUGAGAGCCGUGGUAAAGUCAGCUUGAGCAGUCGUAAUCCUCAUUCCCCUCCUAUUAUAGAAGGCAACUAUUUAACCAAACAGCACGACGUCCGCGUUAUGAUCGAUGGUCUGAAAACGUGCUUGAAAAUAGCUAAUACAGCAUCUCUGAAGGGCAUAGGAGAGCGAAUACCACUUCCGAAUGUUCCCGUUUGCAGCAACUAUAAGCGGGAGAGCGACGGUUACUAUUCUUGUUUGAUAAAGCAGUUAUCGCAACCAGGAUAUCAUCUGAUGGGCACAUGCAGGAUGGGUGAUCCUAAAGAUAAUACCACGGUUGUAGACUCCAAUUUAAAAGUGAAAGGGGUGAAAGGUCUACGCGUGGUCGACGCUUCUGUCGCUCCCGAAAUCGUGGCCGGGCACCCUCAAGCUAUGACUCUAAUGAUAGGAGAAAAGGCCGCGGACAUGAUCUAUAAAGAUUAUUUGACGAAAAUGAAAUCGUGGGUGUAAAACGCACGAAUCAUAAGAGAAUAUAAUAAAAUAAAAAUA
This is a messenger RNA of Centruroides sculpturatus (bark scorpion), 3715 nucleotides long. RefSeq lists its product as uncharacterized. NCBI's taxonomy places the organism in Eukaryota, Metazoa, Arthropoda, Arachnida, Scorpiones, Buthidae. The transcript has 22 exons. Gene Ontology annotation, molecular function: oxidoreductase activity, acting on CH-OH group of donors; flavin adenine dinucleotide binding. The record is from RefSeq and is a predicted model, not a curated record. The coding region runs from base 275 to 3676 and encodes 1133 amino acids.